AUGGCACCACCGAUCUACGUGAAAGGAGGGGCAUGGACCAACAUCGAGGACCAGAUCCUCAAGGCGGCAGUGUCCAAGUAUGGACUUAAUCAGUGGUCGCGGGUUGCGCUGUUGUUGACCAAGAAGCUGGCCAAACAGGCCAAGGCCCGCUGGAACGAGUGGUUGAACCCAGCGGUGGCGCGUGGCGAGUGGUCACAGCUCGAGGACGACAAGUUGUUGAGCAUGGCGCGGUUGAUGCCCAACCAGUGGCGGACUAUUGCGCCAGCGAUGGGCCGGACCGCCACUCAGUGUGUGGAGCGGUACCAACGGUUGUUGGACGGGGCGCUAGGCGCUACAGGGAGUGCUGACGACGACCUAGGCCUCAGUGGUCCAGGCAUGGAGGCCAUGCCUGCGGCAGGUCCCCAGGCGGGAGAUAUCAACGUCAACCCCGAAAGCAAGCCUGCCAGACCCGACUUGGAUGACAUGGACGAGGACGACCGUGAGAUGCUCGCAGAGGCCAAAGCACGGCUUGCCAACACCCAGGGCAAGAAGGCCAAGCGGAAGGCCAGGGAACGAAUGCUUGUUGAGAGCAAGCGCAUUGCGUUGUUGCAAAAGCGACGCGAGCUCAAGGCUGCUGGAAUCAACAUCAGCCUUGAGAGCAGGAAGAAGAAGAAGGAGUUCGACUACAACGCCGAUAUCCCGCACGAACGAGCACCUCUAGCCGGGUUGUACGACGUCUCGGAAGAAACGGCGGCAAACGAGCUCGAACGAGGCAAGUUUAGCACCGAGGUGGCCAGGCACGGAAUGGACAUGAAGGAGGUGGACGACAAACACAGAAAAGACAAAAGGUCUGAAACAGAAGAUGCGCAGAGAAAGGCCAAGCAGAGCAUUAAGGAGAUCGAGGCCGCUGCCGAACUCUAUACCGACUUCGAACAGGAAAACUUGAAGAAGAGAAAGUUGGAACUUCCUGAGCCGGAGGACAGCAAACGAGCUAGAGCUAAAUCAGAAAAUUUGGAAGCCCAGGUUGAUUUAGAUACCCAGAUUUUGAGCAAGGCCAAAGAGCUCAUUGCCCAACAGGCGACCAAGUCGACGCUUUUAAUUGAUGAUAGUACACCUAUUAACAAGCAAAGCACCUCCAGUCCCCACAAAUCUAAGGAUGCCGCAAAAGAAGCAAAAAGAGCGGUUGCAAAGGCAAAAAGUGCACUCGUUGCUACAUUAAAAUCCCGUUUCAGUCUGCUCCCAAAGCCCCAUAACGAGCAGGGAGUUAUCAUUCCAAGCUUUGAAUCUAAGGAAGAGGUUUUAAAAUUGGACACAGACGAUGUCCCUUCUGCCGAUGAAGGUGAACGCUUACGAAACCUUGAGAUUUUGAGGCAAUUAGACGAGGAGAAAUCCAAGUCGAGAAGGUCACAAGUAGUCCAACAGGGCCUUCAAAUUCCGAAUCCUGCAUUAUUAGACAAAGUUCAGGAACCAAAAUCACAACUUGGAAAACUUAUUCAUAAAGAGCUACUUGAUUUAAUACGGUCAGAUUAUAGAAAGUACCAGGACCAGCUGUUUAAAGGUAAGUUGGUUGAGGAUUUAGAUGAAGAGAUUCACGAGCUAGUGACCAAUGAGAUCGCAAAGGAACUAACCCAGAUGAACACGGAUCAGCUACACUCUGGGGUUAACUCUAGCUCAGUGAUGUCUUAUAAACUUCCAGAAUCUUUUGAGAUCGCUGAGAAAGGCAUCGCCAAACUUCACAAAUACCACCAGAAGGCAGUAUCCAAAGAAAAUAAAUUAUUCCAGAGUAUCAACUACGAUGGGUAUGAACAGAAGAAGUUGAACCUUAUUUCUGAGAUUCACAACGAGUUCAACGAGCUUUCCAACGCGGAAAUCGAGCUUUCAGUGGUUUCGGAUUCGGCCCAAAGAGAAGAAAUCGCGAUGGUAAACCGAAGCACGAAGAUGAAAGCGAUGGUAGACCGCUUGACGGAAGUGGAGCACCGUAUCGAGGAAAAGAUCAGGCUGGCCAAAGUCAGCUAG
Molecule: messenger RNA, 1995 nt
Organism: Suhomyces tanzawaensis NRRL Y-17324
Lineage: Eukaryota; Fungi; Ascomycota; Pichiomycetes; Serinales; Debaryomycetaceae
Gene: CEF1
Product: Cef1p
Exons: 1
Coding region: 1-1995 (664 amino acids)
Biological process (GO): mRNA splicing, via spliceosome
Cellular component (GO): Prp19 complex; spliceosomal complex
Source: RefSeq, a predicted model, not a curated record